GCUGACAAACCCGUCCCGGAUGAACCCUCUUGAAAACCCUAGUUGACUUUCAUUCUUCACAGGGCUGGGGCUGGCCAUGGUGGCUUGCCUAGAGGAAAAUGGCGAAAUUUCUCCCCUUUUUCCUUCCAGUUCUUCCUCCAAUUGCAAAAAAGGGUUGUCUUUUGGGCUAUUUUUGGCCGUUUUGGUGCAUGAUGGUUUGUCGGAUUGCGGCUUAAUGGAUCAAACUAUCCUCCGGAGCGGCUCUCUGUUUCAUGGAAUUCAGCCGGGGAAACUGGUCAAAGUAGAUGUUGCAUCGCUGCAUAAUGAGUUGAAUGUCCCUUCAGGUUGCCACAGCACAGCAGAUCUGUUGUUUUCUUUUACAAUCAUGUCGAUCGACACUGUAUCAGAGCAUUACGCACCUGUGGAUCCUGAUUAUCUAGUUGAUGUAAGUCUAUGUAUACAGCAAUUGUAAACUAAGUCCAUCUUGUAAGUUGUUACUGAAGGAGCAUAAUUUAUGUUUUCAGUUUGAGAGCGAGUUUCAUUUA
Rhodamnia argentea is the source of this 524-nucleotide messenger RNA. RefSeq lists its product as uncharacterized. Bases 77 to 451 code for a protein of 124 amino acids. The record is from RefSeq and is a predicted model, not a curated record. NCBI's taxonomy places the organism in Eukaryota, Viridiplantae, Streptophyta, Magnoliopsida, Myrtales, Myrtaceae. The transcript is spliced from 3 exons.